Messenger RNA from Ostertagia ostertagi, 381 nucleotides. NCBI's taxonomy places the organism in Eukaryota, Metazoa, Nematoda, Chromadorea, Rhabditida, Trichostrongylidae. The record is from the annotation of a GenBank genome assembly.
AUGAAAAAACGGCUGGAUGAAGCGGUGAACAAUAUUUCUAUUAUGGAUGUGUUUGUAAAGAAAUGGAUGCUUGACAUUCCAUUCAUCAACAGAUGGUGGAAACCUUUGCUAGAGCCAACUUAUGCAUUUAAGGAGUUUCUCAAGAAGCAGGUUGAAGAGAGCGCAGAUGCGGAAAUUGGAGGUUAUGCAGUGCCGAAGCACACCAUUGUAUCAGCGGAGUUGAGCCUAAUCCUUUCCGAUGAAGCGAUAUUCCCCAAUUCCAAGGAGUUCGAUCCAUCUCGAUACCUCGAUGACCCGUCUUUGCUGACAUAUGUGGUUCCGUUCGGAUUAGGGAGAAGAUCGUGUCUGGGAGAAUCACUUGCUCGAGCUGAACUAUACCUU